AUGCAAGAUGGAGAUAGUGCCUUCUUCUUCUUGUCUAUGGAUGGCCACAUGACCACUCACAGCACACCAGCUUUUGUCCCUAAUAGUCAAUCCUCCUCCUCAAGCACUCAUAACCAGUCACCCUUCAGCAACAAUAACAAUCAGCCUUUUGAUAAUAGCCAACCACAGCAUUCUAACAAUAAAAACAGACCGCCAGUUUCAAACGGUAACACACAGUCAAUAUUCUCCUCUGAUAACAUUAACAACCAACAACAAUUCUCAAAUGACAGGCAGUCACCUUUUGAUAACAAACAAUCUCCAUUUAACACUGAUAACAGACACUCGCCAUUUGAUAACAGGCAACCACAAUUGGGUAACAAUAACAAACAACCACAAUUUGGAAGUGAUAACAGACCACAGUUUGGCAAUGAUAACAGACCACAGUCUGAUAGGGAUAAUAGACCACAGUUUGGCAGUGAUAACAGACCACAGUUUGGCAGUGAUAACAGACCACAGUUUGGCAAUAAUAACAGACCACAGUUUGGCAGUGAUAACAGACCACAAUUUGGCAACAGUAACAGACCACAAUUUGGCAAUGAUAACAGACCACAGUCUGACAGAGAUAACAGACCACAGUUUGGCAAUGAUAACAGACCACAGUCUGACAGGGAUAACAGACCACAGUUUGGCAAUGAUAACAGACCACAGUUUGGCAAUGAUAACAGACCACAGUUUGGCAAUGAUAACAGACCACAGUUUGGCAAUGAUAACAGACCACAGUUUGGCAAUGAUAACAAACCACAGUCUGACAGGGAUAACAGACCACAGUUUGGCAAUGAUAACAGACCACAGUUUGGCAAUGAUAACAGACCACAGUCUGACAGGGAUACAGACCACAGUCUGACAGGGAUAACAGACCACAAUUUGACCACAGUUGACAGGGAUAACAGGACCACAGUUGGCAAUGAUAACAGACCACAGUUUGGCAAUGCUAACAGACCACAGUUUGGCAAUGAUAACAGAUCACAGUCUGACAGGGAUAACAGACCACAGUUUGGCAAUGAUAACAGAUCACAGUCUGACAGGGAUAACAGACCACAGUUUGGCAAUGAUAACAGACCACAGUUGACAGGGAUAACAGACACAACCACAGUUUGCAAUGAUAACAGACCACAAUUUGGCAACGAUAACAUGCAUAACAGACCACAGUCUGACAGGGAUAACAGACCACAGUUUGGCAAUGAUAACAGACCACAGUCUGACAGGGAUAACAGACCACAGUUUGGCAAUGAUAACAGACCACAGUCUGACAGGGAUAACAGACCACAGUUUGGCAAUGAUAACAGACCACAGUCUGACAGGGAUAACAGACCACAGUUUGGCAAUGAUAACAGACCACAGUUUGACAAUGAUAACAGACCACAGUCUGACAGGGAUAACAGACCACAGUUUGGCAAUGAUAACAGACCACAGUCUGAUAGGGAUAACAGACCACAGUUUGGCAAUGAUAACAGACCACAGUUUGACAGGGAUAACAGACCACAGUCUGACAGGAAUAACAGACCACAGUCUGACAGGGAUACCAGACCACAGUUUGGCAAUGAUAACAGACCACAGUUUGGCAAUGAUAACAGACCACAGUUUGGCAAUGAUAACAGAUCACAGUCUGACAGGGAUAACAGACCACAGUUUGGCAAUGAUAACAGAUCACAGUCUGACAGGGAUAACAGACCACAGUUUGGCAAUGAUAACAGAUCACAGUCUGACAGGGAUAACAGACCACAGUUUGGCAAUGAUAACAGACCACAGUUUGGCAUUGAUAACAGACCACAGUCUGACAGGGAUAACAGACCACAAUUUGGCAAUGAUAACAGACCACAAUUUGGCAAUAACAGACCACAAUUUGGCAACGAUAACAGAUCACAGUCUGAUAGGGAUAAAAGACCACAGUUUGGCAGUGAUAACAGACCUCAGUUUGGCAAUAACAGACCACAAUUUGGCAAUGACAACAGACAUCCACAGUUUGAAAAUGAUAGCAAACAACCAUUCACCACUGACAAUGAACAAUUAUUAUUUGAUAAUGAGAAUAGACAAUCACAAUUUCAUAAUGAUGGCCAACAAUCAUUCCACGGUGAUAACAGACAACACUUCAAUAAUGAUAACAGACAGUCUCAUGGCAAUAACCAACCAUCAUUUUCCAAUGAAAACAAACUCCCAUUCUCAGACAAAAAACAGUCACCUUUUGCUAACGGUGAAUCACCACCUCCCAAGGAGGAUAAUCAGCAAACACUCACAAACAAUAACCAGCAAUUUACCACCAACAAUCAGUCUCCUUCAACCACAGGCCAAAUUUCAACCGAUAACAGACCAUUCACUAGUUCUGAGAACCAGUCAUCCAACAAUCAGCUGUUUGCUAACAAAAACAGGCAGUCACAUGAGCCAAACACGUCUUCUGUCAUUGUUAACCAAUCAUCUUCAAGUGGUGAGCCAGGUAAUACACAAGACAUUUCAUCUGUACCUACUGUCAGUGAAUCUUUUACCCAAAAUAAUGAUGACUCAACACCUUCCAACAACAUUCAGCCCCUAACUGUAACCACACCUGAACCGGUUGUCCCUCAGACCAAUCAGCCAGUCACUGAAACAAGUAAUAACUCAGAAUCCCCAGAUCAAAAUAAGCAGUCCUUCACUGUAUCUACAACCGAAACACCAGUCUCUGAUAGCAGGAAGCCCUCCAUUAUAUCUAGUGCUGGAUCAUCUGCAACAAACCCUAACCAGCCUUUCAUUAUAACCAACACUGAGUCAUCAGUUCCCAAUAAUGACCAAAUCUUUUUUGGUGGUAAUGAUUCACCAAUUGUUCACAAUAACCAACCAUUCAUUGUAACUUCCACUGACUCACCGGUUACUAAUUCACCCUUCAUUAUCACCAACACAGACUCGACUAUCCUUGGCACUAACCAGCCUUUCAUCAUAACCUCCAGUGAAUCCCCAAUCCCAAGUACCAGUCAGCCAUUUAUAACUACCUCUGAGUCCCCACUCCAAGGCAGUGGAGCAUUAGUCACAACUAACAGUGCAUUGGAUAGAGAUUCUUCAACAUCUAGGGAUGACCUAUUUGCCAACAUCGUCAGUAACUCUCCCUUCACUUUCCACAACAGCAAUCCACAUUUUCAAGGUAAACCUUUCAUAGAAACGACAUUCAUCACAGAAGACGGCUCAUUCAUUAGCUCAGUAGAUAACCCCAUUUUCCCAAGUAACAUUGAUGGAUUUUUCUUUGACACCAAUACCCAGUUGCCUUUUACAAGCACUGGUAGUAAUUUGUUCCCUGCAACUGGAAGUCAGUCCCUGAUCCCCAAUACAGAGAACAAAUCUCCACUGCCUAAUACAGAUAGCCAAAUUCCCAUUGUUACCACGCAGAGCCAGAUAUCGUUAGCCGAUACUAGUAGCCAAUUUCCGUUCCCUAACAAUGGACAAGCUCCAUUCUCGAAUCCCAGCAAUCAGCCUCCAAAUAUCACUCCAAAUGGCCAAGUUCUACUCUCUAAUGCAAACGGUCAGGUAGUAUUUUCGCCGACACCUUUCUUCCAGUCGACAACACCAUCUCCAGCGACCCCAGUACCCAAAACUCCUUUCGCACAUUCAAAUUCUCCAGCAUCAGUACCAUUUUUCCAAUCAACAACACCAUCUCCGGCAUCUCCAGUGCCAACUGCAACACCUUUCUCCCAUUCAACAUCUCCAGCAUCAUCAAGACCAUUUUUCCAGUCAACAACACCACCUCCAGCAUCACCAGUACCCACUACAACACCUUUCUCCCAUACGACUUCUUCGCCACCGUCAAGACCAUUUUUCCAGUCAACAACAUCAUCUCCAGCAUCACCAGUGCCCACUACAACACCUUUCUCCCAUUCAACAUCUCCAGCAUCAUCAAGACCAUUUUUCCAAUCAACAACAUCAUCUCCAGCACAACACCAUCUCCUGCAUCUCCAGUGCCCACUGCAACACCUUUUCUCCCAUUCAACAUCUCCAGCAUCAUCAAGACCAUUUUUCCAGUCAACAACACCAUCUCCAGCAUCACCAGUGCCCACUACAACACCUUUCUCCCAUUCAACACCUCCAGCAUCAUCAAGACCAUUUUUACAAUCAACAACACCACCUCCAGCAUCACCAGUGCCCACUACAACACCUUUCUCCCAUUCAACAUCUCCAGCAUCAUCAAGACCAUUUUUCCAAUCAACAACAUCAUCUCCAGCAUCACCAGUGCCCACUACAACACCUUUCUCCCAUUCAACACCUCCAGCAUCAUCAAGACCAUUUUUCCAAUCAACAACACCACCUCCAGCAUCACCAGUACCCACAACAUCCUCCCAGCCAACAUUUUCAGCUUCAUCAGUACCCAAUAUAACACCCUUCUUCCAAUCAUCAUCGCCAUCUUCAGCACCAGUAGUACCCACUUCAACACCUUUCUCCCAGCCGACAUCUUCAGCAUCAUCAUUACCUGGUAUAUCACCAUUCUUCCAAUCGACAACACCAUCUCCAGCAUCGCCAGUACCUACAACUACACCUUUCUCACAUUCAACAACACCAUCUGCAUCACCAGUACCGACAACACCAUUCUUCCACUCCACAUCUCAAGGUUCUACAGCAUCACCAGUAUCUAACACAACUCCUUUCUUCUUCUCAACAACACCAUCUUCAGCAUCACCAGUACCCACUACAACACGUUUUUCUUCAUCACCAUCAUUCCCUACAACACCAUUUGCUGCCACUGCCAACCGAUCUCCAUUCUCCAAUCCCAAUAACACAUUUAUCACAAACAGUCAAACACCAUUCUUCGCCAAUGCCAAUCAGUUACCAGCAUUUGAUACGAAUCAAGGAUCAUUCCAUAGUGCCAAUAACCCAGCACCAUUUGCUAACACUAACAACCAAGCACUGUUCCCUAACACUAACAGCCAGACACUGCUGACUAAUACGAAUAACCAAGCAUCAUUCCCUAAUACUAACAGCCAAAUACCUUUCCGUAUUCCGAACAGUCAACCACUCUUCCCAAUCAGUGCCAACAGUGGAUCCACCCUUACUAGUCCUUCCUCUCAGUUUUCUUCAUUCCCAACCACCCAGUCCUCUAUUCCUGCCAACACAACCCCUCAACCUGCCAUCACAACCCAUCGUCCUGCAUCCAGGUUCCCUCUUCCUGCCACUACUUCUCCUCAACCCAUUUUCCCAAGUGCCCAACCUGCUAUCACAACCCACCGCCCAGCCACUAGAUUCCCCCUUCCUACUGCUGCUUCGCCCCAUCCCCUCUUCCAAACCUCUCAACCUGCCAUCACUACCCAUCGCCCUGCCACCAACUCCCCUCUUCCAACUACGAGGUCCCCUCCCCGCGUAUCUCGUCCUGGCCGCACUAGAGGCCGUCCCACUGCCACCUCUCGCCCUCGCUCCCGCUCUACCCAGGCCCCACUCUCUCGCCCCACUGCCAACAGGCAUGCCCAGCUUUCCCCUAACCCCCCGCCUGCCCCUGUCCCCGCUGGAGCCAACCCCUUCCAAAGGCCCUCCUCCUUCCUCGUCCCCAACACCUUGCCAGCAUAA
Penaeus indicus is the source of this 5553-nucleotide messenger RNA. RefSeq names its product mucin-2-like. The coding region runs from base 1 to 5553 and encodes 1850 amino acids. The transcript has 4 exons. The record is from RefSeq and is a predicted model, not a curated record. NCBI's taxonomy places the organism in Eukaryota, Metazoa, Arthropoda, Malacostraca, Decapoda, Penaeidae.